UUUGCCUAUUUUAAAAAUUGUAUUAAAAGAAUUGAAAUUUUUUCAGGUAAGGUAAAUGUACCGAUAACAGACGAGAACAAAUAAUAUCCCGAUACCUGAGCAUCGAUGCAGAUAUUAAUUAUUAUUAAGCACGUAAAUAAGGUAGGAAUAAUAUUUUGACUAAUGUGUAUUAUUUAAUCUUGUUCCCGCGUUUUUUCGUAUCGAACCUUCGAUAAGCUCGGUCAUUGAUUUGACCGGUUGACUCGACGUUAACUUCAGAGAACUGUAGAAAGUUUGUCAACGUCAUAAACGUAAAGUACAAAGUGUACGACACGAUGGAAUACGUGUUCUCACCGUAACAUUUCAAAACACCAUUAACCGUCUAAGCGUGAUCAUUCGAGAAUAUAUUCGUACAAUCAUGUAACGAUAGAUAAGCGACCGAAACAAAUGUAAUAAAUUAUCUUUGGUCGAGUGCAAAUUAGUUUUAACGAAAUCGUCGGGCGUCGAAUAUGUCAUGAAUUUUAUAACGAUUUAGUUUGUAAUAUUGUUCGUAGUAUUUGAUUAAUUUUUCGUUACUGAAACAAUGGCUCUUCCGAUCGAAAUAAAUUCUAAGCGUGUACAGAUAUCUUUGAUAUUAUUGUCUUGUUCGAGUGUCGUAGUAUUAUUUAUUUAUCUGAACCAUGUGCAACCACAUUAUUUCAUUGACGAGGUUUUCCAUGUACCUCAGACAUUGCAGUAUUGUGCCAACAAUUUUACACAGUGGGAUCCUAAAAUUACCACUUUACCUGGUUUGUACCUACUUGCGACCGCGAUCUUAUCGCCUUUGAACCUCUGUAACAUUUUUUACAUGAGAUCUAUAAAUUUACUUGGAACGUUUGUAAAUUUAUAUCUCGCGUACAAUAUACUCGAACGAAUCUCAUUUAUUCGUCGGAGGCAAAGAUGGAACAAUUGGAUGAAACUCGCAAUCGCUUAUAACAUUAUGCUUUUUCCACCCUUGUUCUUCUGGCAUUUUCUGUAUUAUACAGACAUCGUGUCUGUUAACGCAGUAUUGCUAAUGUUACUGUUACAUUUGCGCGAACGGUUUAAAACAGCAGCUUUUCUAGGUUUCUUGUCUGUAUUAAUUCGGCAAACAAAUAUUAUCUGGGUUGCAUUUAUCGCUGUGGAAUGUGCAUUUGACUUGUUAGAUCGUACGAUGCAUAAAUCAAUUUCAUACGAACAAUAUAGUUCGAUACUUUAUUUACGACUACUAUGCAAAAAGAUAAUAGAAGAAUGUCAUGGAUUGGCUUCGUUUCUAAAGUUUGUUACUCGAGUGUGUAUAGAGUUGCUUCCAUAUGCAACAGUUUGUUUCUUAUUUCUUGCAUUUGUUAUUUGGAACAAAGGUAUUGUAGUUGGAGAUCGGACUGCCCAUGUUCCUACUAUUCAUAUCCCACAGUUAUUAUAUUUUUCUGCGUUUCUUUCGUGUUUCCUAUGGCCAUAUACAAUUGUACGUUGGAAAAGCUAUUUGGACUUUGUUCGAAAACACUGGAUCUUUGGAAGUUGUUUGCUAAUAGUUUUAACCGUAAUAGUUCAUUACAACACGCUUGUUCAUCCAUACAUGUUAGCCGACAAUAGGCAUUAUGUAUUUUACUUUUGGAACAAGUCUAUGGGAAGGUACAGGCUAUUUAAGUAUCUGUUAAUACCUGUUUACUCGUUUACUCUAUAUACGGUAUACUAUGGAAUCAAGCAUUUGAGAUUCACAACACAGAUUAACUAUUUUAUCAUGGUAUCAGCUGUCCUUAUUCCUCAGUUGCUUAUAGAACCACGUUACUUCAUUAUUCCCUAUAUUUUUUAUCGCUUACUUAUUCAGAAACCAAAGAAGUGGCAAAUUGUUAUGGAAUUAGUCACUACGUUGGUAGUUAAUUUUCUACAAUUCUAUAUUUUCGUUAACAAGGUGUUUUAUUGGAGCGAUCAACCCCAUCCUCAAAGGAUAUCUUGGUAAAAUAAGAUAAAUUAAAUGAGUCUUAUUAUUCUACCAAUAUUUAAAAAUACUACAGAGAACCUUGAUCCUUUUGUACUUAACAUAAACUCUCAUUUACCGUCCGUAAAAUAAAGGAGUCCGUCGAAAAAAAAAAGGUUAUUAACCACCAUGUUGUAAUACAAUAACGCAUUUGUACAAGAUUGUACCAAGCACAUGGUGGAAAUGAAAAACCUUUAUAGACGUUAUGUAAAUUAGAAUAUCACAUCAUCAUUUAUUACUUUUGUUACAUUUCUCUAUAAGGAACAGUAAGUAACUAACUAAGCGUGAAUAUAUCGUUUACACGCGGUAGGUUUCUGUUUCAUUUUUUUUUUUUCUUUUUUUAUUCACAUUUAUUUCUACGUAACUUACACAACAUAACGCGACUAGCAAACGAUUCGAUUAAAAUCGAUCGGUGUAGUUUGUACUUACCGAACCGUAUAAAAGUUCGUACGAAAACGAAACCGUGAAUUAAAAUCCUUACGUGUAUCGCAACAUUCCUUUAUUCAGUUAUUCAGUUCCUGUUUCGUUGAGAAUUCGCGAGUAAUGCCGUAAUUAGGAUAUGUGUCGAUCGAAACAACGAUACUCGUAAAACGCGAGUAGUAAACGGUAUGGAAAACUUUCGAAAUGAUUGGAUGGAUUUAAACUUCUCAGACGACAUUGAUCCUUUGCAAUUCCGUCCUCGUAACUAACUUCGUCUUUCGUGCCCUCUUUUUUUUCGCGUUCACGCUUUCGAGUAGGUUUCGAAGAUUUCAUUUAAAAAAAAAGAAAAAAACCCCCCUUCUCGCGUUCUCAGUCUUAUAAAUGUAUUGCACGCAUUCACGCCGUCGCGUCUACGCCUUUUUUCUAUCGUUUGCUCUUUUACGAGUAUCGUUACUAUGCUUCAUUAUUAGACGUGAUCUUUGUCGUACGAAAAUUUGUAUGAUCGAGGUAAGCCUAUUCGGUGGCCUUGGGCGGCCGAACUCUGUUGCCACGACAACGAAGACAGUGUGAUGGGGGUAUCCAGCAGCGGCUUUGGCAAGACUGAAUUACUUCAUUCAAAUGUGUCCGUUAAAAAUUUUUCAAUUUUGGAAGAGACUAAAAGAAUUAGGAAGCGUAAUACAUUCGACGAUUGAUAUAAAGAAUACGAUUUGUAUACUAAUGGCACACGAGCGUGAUCCAGCGUGCGAUCGAGUUUACAAAAACAAAAUGAACGCCUAUCGCGUAACCGUUAUCACACUUUCGCACUUGGGACUUUUGAUCGAAAGAAUAAACGGACUCGUCGAUGUGGUGCAUCUUUAUGGAUUUUAGUGAUCCUGAACUGUGCCAAGCCCAUUUGAAUUCACAAGGAUGUAUCUCAUCGACGUGUUCACCGAGAAUAAACGAGAGACAUCGUUUUUGUCUACAUCGUGCACAAGAAUUCAAAAAAGAGGGGUUAGAAAGAGAAAAAAAAAUAGUGUCGCAUUUAUUGUCGAAGUUACCUGUUAGUGCCUUGCAGUUAAUUUUCUCUAUUUUCGUCGUUGAACGACUCGUAUGCGUCUGUGAAAUGGGGGAUAAAACGAUAGAAGCGAAUCGCGGGUUUGAACACGCACGUGCGACGGCCUGUGCAAGACUAUCGAAAAGUGCACACGCGCAGUUCAAGCACGGCAAUACUAAACACGAUUCGAAUACUCGUAAAUACCGCUAGCUUCGAAGCAGCGUUCUCAUCUUUUACGAUAAAUAUUAAACGCAGUAUCGUCCGCUUUUACAAUUGUUAAAGUCAUUAACAUACACUCACGCAAUUAUGUGACCCACGGGGGAGCCAACCGUACCUAACAACGAGUUUAUUGCUUUCACCGAUAUCAUCGUUUAAUCAGAUUGUGGGAAAAUCGCAAGAAAACAACAGGCACAAUCGAUCGAACGAUUUACACAGUUUCUUUGUAAACGUUUUCCUUUUUUUUUAAACGAAACUGGGUGCAAUGUCGACAAAUUGUGGCUAGAAUAAGCUUGUUCAGCUACUCGGUCGUAUAUCGAAUAAAUUUCUUCCGUUCUACGGAUUCGAAGAAAUUUCGUAACGCCGCACAAUUUGCACGAUCGACAUUGCUGAUGUUGCUGGACUAGAAUAUAAUACAUGCGACGCGCGUAGCAUCCGAACUAUUGUUCUCUAGCAACAGGGGCGGAGAGAUUAAACUUUUGAGCGACGUUUAAUCAUUAAAAACUGACGAUAAAUCUCUAUGGUUCAGAGAUACUUCCUAUAUCACUCGUAUUACUUUGGUAAUAAAUGUUGCAUAUUAAGAUACCGAAUCGAGCAAUCUGCUGUAACCCUGUAACGAGCUGUACCGAUGUAAUUUAUUCUACGAAUACAAAAAAUCUCAUUUGAAAUUUAACUCGGCUAAAAGUUACUCUGCCAUCUCUUAACACUAUUUCUACGAAAGGUGUGAAAAGACACUUUUUAAAAUUUCAAUUUGAAAUUAUUUUCUAAACUUUACGUAAUUGUUUGCAUCCAAAUUCAAAGGUGUCAAGAACCACUUUUUGAUCAAAAUAGAUACGCAUAGAACCGCGGUAGAAAUAGUGUUAAAUAUACAUACAGGGUGUACGACCACCCCUGGGAAAAAUUAUAAUGGGUGAUUCUAGAGGCCAAAAUAAGACGAAAAUCAAGAAUA
Molecule: messenger RNA, 4593 nt
Organism: Colletes gigas
Lineage: Eukaryota; Metazoa; Arthropoda; Insecta; Hymenoptera; Colletidae
Gene: Alg10
Product: putative Dol-P-Glc:Glc(2)Man(9)GlcNAc(2)-PP-Dol alpha-1,2-glucosyltransferase
Exons: 4
Coding region: 563-1957 (464 amino acids)
Biological process (GO): dolichol-linked oligosaccharide biosynthetic process; protein N-linked glycosylation
Cellular component (GO): endoplasmic reticulum
Molecular function (GO): dolichyl pyrophosphate Glc2Man9GlcNAc2 alpha-1,2-glucosyltransferase activity
Source: RefSeq, a predicted model, not a curated record